AAAUAUCCGGCAGUUCUUUCACUUCCAAAAUAUAAUUAUCAUACAAACUCUUGCUUUUCUCUCUUUCUUUCCCCUCUCAAAGCUUAAAUCAAAGAAAAAAGAACAACCCAGUAAAGAAACAAGCAAAGCUAGCUUGGUUUGUUUCUUUUUCUUUCUGUGUCUGUUUUAUGAUGUUAUGUCACAGAUUACUCUCAUUUUCUCUUCUUAUCACCUUUCUUUUCUUCUUUUCUUCAACACUACUUCCCUUCUCACUUGGUGUUUCACACUUCCCUGCUCUACCCCCUGCAGAAAGGGAAAAUGAGGCAACGUAUGGUGUGGCAUUCCCAUGGGAGAGUCGAAGGUCUGUUGUGGAAGCACCUAUCAGUGAACCUGUUGAAAGCUCAGCCUCAACACUUGUGUUAGCUCCAAGGAGGACUUACAGAAAAGACCCUCUUAAUGGGUUCAAAAGAUACACGGGAGGAUGGAAUAUCAGCGACCGCCAUUACUGGGCUUCUGUAGGAUUUACCGCAAUUCCCCUAUUUGCCAUUGCCGCAGUAUGGUUUUUGGGCUUCGGGUUGUGCUUGCUGCUUUUCUGCGUCUGUUAUUUCUGUUGUGGAAGAAAGUCCUAUGGAUACUCUCAAUCAGCUUAUGUUCUCUCUCUUUUUUUUCUCAUUGUGUUCAGUAUUGGUGCAAUCAUUGGAUGUGUAAUUCUGUAUACUGGUCAGGGAAAAUUUCAUAAAAGCACAACAGAAACUUUGGACUAUGUUGUCAGUCAGGCAGAUGCUACAGUCCAAAAACUGAAGGAUGUGUCAAAUUAUCUUGCUUCAGCCAAGCUAACUGCAGUUGAUAAAGUUUACCUACCUUCUAAUGUCCAAACUGAUAUUGACCAAAUUGGAACAAGAAUCAAUUCUUCUGCUAGCACCCUUGCUGAUCGAACAUUGGAGAAUUCAGAUGAUAUACGUGAUCUCUUGGACUCCGUGAGACUGGCGCUUAUUGUUGUCGCUGCUAUUAUGCUUCUCUUGACAUUCCUUGGAUUCUUGUUCUCAAUUUUCGGCAUCCAAGUGCUAGUGUACAUCUUGGUCAUAGUUGGAUGGAUAGUUGUCGCUGGAACCUUUAUUUUAUGUGGAACUUUUCUUCUUCUCCAUAAUGUGGCUGGAGAUACUUGUGUUGCAAUGAAUCACUGGGUACAAAAUCCUACUUCUCAUACAGCUUUAGAUGACAUACUGCCCUGUGUAGACAGUGCAACUGCCCAAGAAACCUUAUCGCGAAGCAAGGAAGUUACUCUCCAAUACGUCGAUUUGAUCAACUCAGUCAUCACCAAUGUGUCUAAUCUUAACUUUUCCCCUAAUUUUCCACAAAUGUACUUCAAUCAAUCUGGUCCAUUGGUUCCGAUUCUCUGCAAUCCGUUUAACCAUGACUUAACAGAUCGUCCUUGUAGCGAUGGUGAGGUGGACUUGAACAAUGCAACACAGGUAUGGGGGAGCUAUGUCUGUCAGGUUUCAGCAACCGGAAUAUGUAUCACAACGGGGCGUUUGACCCCUGACAUAUAUAAUCAAAUGACAGCUGCAGUUAGUGUAUGCAAUGGGCUUGGAAAUUAUGCUCCUUUCCUGGUUGAGCUGGAAGAUUGUACAUUUGUAAGGGAAACAUUCGGUGAGAUAUAUAGGAACCAUUGUCCUAGUCUGAACCAGUACAGCAGAUGGGUUUAUGUUGGACUAGUAAUGGUCUCUACUGCUGUUAUGCUUUCUGUUAUUUUCUGGGUUAUUUAUGGUAGAGAAAGGCGACACCGUGCAUAUAACAAAAAGCUGCAAGCUGAAUCAACCCAGAGUUUGGAAGAGGACAAGCAUUCCCAAUCCUAAUAAAGAGAAAGUCAUUGUAUUUGUAUCUUCUGAUGGCAUAGGUUAGAGAGUUUAUUCUUGGUUUUGUUUGCAUUUAUGUAAAUGCACAUUUCAGAUUUUUUUUUUUUUUUUUUUUUU
Molecule: messenger RNA, 1952 nt
Organism: Jatropha curcas
Lineage: Eukaryota; Viridiplantae; Streptophyta; Magnoliopsida; Malpighiales; Euphorbiaceae
Cellular component (GO): plasma membrane; plasmodesma
Source: RefSeq, a predicted model, not a curated record